AACGCGUCACUAAGCUAUUGGUCGAAUUCAUCUGAAUACGUGAAAAGCAACCUCCUUCCCUGUUGAAAGAAAGUAAGACCUUCCACCUUCUAGUUACAGAGACUUCACGGCGCAGCUCCUCGUUAGAGUAGACAGAGAAAGAGAAAAGAGAGGAGAAGAGAGAGAGCAUGAACAAAAGGAAAGCUUCUCUCCUCAAAAUACUUCUCGCUCUCUUCGCCCUCAAUUCGAUCUCUCUCUACCUCUACUUCUCCUCUCACCCAGACUACUUCCAUCGCAAGCCCCGACCGGAAGCCCGCCAUUAUCCGACGGAGAACCGCCACUCUUUGGCGGAAAACUAUCCGCGAUUCUCAGCGCCGGCAGUCUCCCGCGCCAAGCCCUGGCCCAUACUGGACUCCUACCUUCCCUGGUCCCAGAACCCUAAUGUUCCUCCCCGCUCCUGCGAGGCCUAUUUCGGCAAUGGAUUCACUCGCCGGCUCGACCUCCUGCGCCAAUCGCCGGAAUUCCGCCGCCGAUCGGGCGUCUCCAGCACUGCCGGCGGCGGAGGAUGGUUCAAGUGUUUGUACAGCGAGACUCUACGGAGCUCGAUUUGCGAGGGCGGGAGGGUCCGGAUGCUGCCGGAGAAGAUUCGUAUGUCAAGCGGAGGAGAAAGAUUGGAGGCGGUGAUGGGACGGACGGAUGACGAGGAGCUGCCGGUUUUUGAGUACGGUGCGUUCGACGUGGACGGCGGCAGAGAUGGGGACGGUGCCGUGCGGAAGCUCGCGAGUGAGGAGGUUCUGAACGAGGUUGUGCCGGAAGGGGCGGUUUUGAGACACGCGAUACGCGGGUUGCUCGAUUCAGUUAGGGUCGUUGGAGCGAGUGAGUUCCAGUGCUCGGAGUGGGUUGAGGAGCCAACUCUUCUGGUCACGCGUUAUGAGUACGCAAAUCUUUUUCAUACGAUUACCGAUUGGUACAGCGCUUAUGUGUCUUCUAGAGUUACAGGCCUCCCUAAUCGACCUCAUUUGGUUUUUGUAGAUGGCCAUUGUAAGGCACCAUUGAUGGAAGAGACAUGGACAGCUUUGUUUGCUAGCCCGAGAUUUGCUAAAAAUUUUACUGGACCAGUUUGUUUUCGCCAUGUUAUUCUCUCACCAUUGGGUUAUGAGACUGCUUUGUUUAAGGGGCUUACGGAAAACAUAAAUUGUCAAGGAGCAUCAGCACAUGAUCUAUGGCAAAAUCCUGAUAACCAGAAAACUGCAAGAUUGUCUGAGUUUGGGGAAAUGAUCCGAGCUGCUUUUGGGUUUCCUGUAGAUAGACAACGUGUUCAGAAGCCAGUCUCAGGUCAUAAUGUCCUCUUUGUUAGGCGGGAAGACUAUUUAGCUCAUCCGCGUCAUGGUGGUAAAGUUGAAUCAAGGCUUAGCAAUGAGCAGGAAGUAUUUGAAUCUUUGAAGAGGUGGGCCUCUGAUCAUUCAAAAUGUAAGGUAAACCUGGUUAAUGGAUUGUUUGCCCACAUGACCAUGAAAGAGCAGCUCCGAGCCAUUCAGGAUGCCUCUGUCAUUGUAGGUGCUCAUGGAGCAGGUCUCACCCACAUAAUAUCUGCAACACCCAAAACAGUGGUUCUUGAGAUUAUUAGUAGCCAAUUCAGGCGUCCACAUUUUGCAUUGAUUGCUCAGUGGAAGGGAUUGGAGUACCAUGCCAUUAACCUUCACGGUUCACGGGCUGAUCCUGCUGUGGUUGUUCGGAGGCUUAGCAACAUCAUGAGCAGUCUUAGAUGCUGAAAAGUUCAAUGUUUAAGCUGAAAUUUAUUGAUUACUCUUUUAUUUGCAAGGGAUUGAGCGCUAGUCAUGUGAUGUCUACUCAGCUUGCAGUAUCUUACUUUUCUGAGUAUGGUUCUUCCAAUAACAUCUUUUCAUUCUCUUUCGACCCAGUUUUGAAUAUAUGCUGCUUCUUUAGAAGACCAGUAGAAGGUUGAUGAGAAAAAAACUAGCUGCCUUAGCAGCAAUUGUAGCUUUAGGAUUUGAUCCAACUGAUGGUUGAAGACAGGAUGGUAAAGUAAUACAGAAGAUAAAAGGGAUUGGCUUUGCUUUGCUGUGGAGCUGUGGGCAUUUUGGCAGUUAUAGCAUACUGUUGUCUGUUCUCUGUGAGAGGUGAAAUUUGAAAAGUGAUUAAACACUUGGCACCCCAAUGCAUUGGGUUAACACUUAAUAUUGUUGAUCUUACAAAUCGAUUGAUGCUCCUCGGGAAGAACUGCAUUUGGGCCAUACAAUUGAACUUAAGGUUCUAAACCUACAACUGGUCUGAUACAUGAUUUUUGUACAAUGUAUACUUCCUGUACUAUUUUAAGCUGGGUUUUCCCAUUACUCCUUGUUCAACUACUUGAAUCAAUAUGAAUCUUAGGUACUUGAUGAAA
Messenger RNA from Malania oleifera, 2383 nucleotides. Its product is annotated as beta-1,2-xylosyltransferase. The transcript has 3 exons. The record is from RefSeq and is a predicted model, not a curated record. Bases 168 to 1751 code for a protein of 527 amino acids. NCBI's taxonomy places the organism in Eukaryota, Viridiplantae, Streptophyta, Magnoliopsida, Santalales, Ximeniaceae. Gene Ontology annotation, molecular function: glycosyltransferase activity.